GGCACAGACUGUACGUGGGGCUGAGGGAGGGGGCCGUGCCUGGCGCCAACCCAGGUGCCCCAGCCUGACCCCAUGGCCCUGGUCACAGUGAGCCGCUCGCCUCCGGCCAGCGGCCACUCCACGCCCGUGGGGCCCACGCAGGAACAGGCAUCCAGGCAGAGAAGCCGGCUACAGCGACGGCAGAGCUUUGCGGUGCUCCGGGGGGCUGUCCUGGGACUGCAGGACACAGAGGAUGAUGGAGAUGCAGCUGAGGCCAGCCCUGAGCCAGCAGAGGAACCCCCAGGUGAGGAGCAAGCCCAUGAGGACCGGACGGACAACGGGCAUGGGCCCCAGAGUCCCCAGAAGCAGGAGCAGAGGCAGCACCUGCACCUCAUGGUGGAGAUGCUGAGGCCGCAGGACGACAUCCGCCUGGCGGUCCAGCUGGAGGCAGCCCAGCCCCCCCGGCUCCGCUACCUGCUGGUGGUAUCCACAAGAGAACAGCUGAGCCAGGAGGAGACAGUCCUCCUGGGGGUGGACUUUCCUGAUAGAAGCUCCCUCAUCUGCACCCUGGGCCUGGUCUUGCCCCUCUGGAGUGACACCCAGGUGUACCUCGAUGGGGAUGGGGGCUUCAGUGUGACGUCCGGUGGGCAGAGCCGGAUCUUCAAGCCCAUCUCCAUCCAGACCAUGUGGGCCACGCUCCAAGUGUUGCACCAGGCAUGUGAGGCGGCUCUAGGCAGCGGCCUGGUGCCAGGGGGCACUGCCCUCACCUGGGCCACCCACUACCAGGAGAGAGUGAGCUCUGACCAGAGCUGCCUCAACGAGUGGAUGGCCAUGGCUGACCUGGAGUCUCUGCGGCCUCCCAGCGCCAAGCCUGGCUGGACCCCGGAGCAGGAGCAGAUGGAGCAGGCGAUCCAGGCCAAGCUGUGGGAGGUACUGGACACCAGUGACCUGGAGAGCAUCACUUCCAAGGAGAUCCGCCAGGCCCUGGAGCUGCGCCUAGGCUGCCCGCUGCGACAGUACCGUGACUUCAUCGACAACCAGAUGCUGCUGCUCAUGGCCCAGCAGGACCGGGCGUCCCGCAUCUUCCCCCACCUCUACCUGGGCUCCGAGUGGAAUGCGGCCAACCUGGAGGAGCUGCAGAGGAACAGGGUCAGUCACAUCCUGAACAUGAGCCGGGAGAUCGACAACUUCUACCCUGAGCGCUUCAUCUACCACAACGUGCGCCUCUGGGACGAGGAGUCGGCCCAGCUGCUGCCCCACUGGAAGGAGACGCACGGCUUCAUUGAGGCUGCCAGGUCAGGGCCACCCGCUCCAGCUGCCCACCCUGGACUUUGGGUGGUCCUGGUGCCCUCCUCCUGCCCACUCUGCCAUCAGUUCUGUCCUGACACAGUGACGGUGGGGAGGGCUGAGCCGAAUGUGUCCUGCCCCCGCAGAGCCCAGGGCACCCGGGUCCUAGUCCACUGCAAGAUGGGCGUCAGCCGCUCGGCUGCCACGGUGAUGGCCUACGCCAUGAAGCAGUACGGCUGGAGCCUGGAGCAGGCUCUGCAGCACGUGCAGGAGCUCCGGCCCAUCGCCCGCCCCAACCCUGGCUUCCUGCGCCAGCUGCAAACCUACCAGGGCAUCCUGACUGCCAGUCGGCAGAGCCAGGUCUGGGAGCAGAAGGUGGGUGGGGUCUUCUCAGAGGAGCCCCUGGCCCCAGAAGUCUCUGCGCCGUUCUCAAUUCCUCUGCAAGAACCUGGAGGCAGUGGGGAGGUGAAGGCAAUGGGGUUGGAGGAGAGCGAGGCAGCCACAAAAGAAGAGCCUGGGCCCCGGCCCCGUAUCAACCUCCGCGGGGUCAUGAGGUCCAUCAGUCUUCUGGAGUCUUCCUCGGAGCUGGAAAGUGCCUCAGAGGCUGCUGACCUGCCAGAGGUUUUUUCUUCCAAUGAGUCUUCAGACCAAGACCCUCCGCAGCCCUUCCCUCAGCCCUCAAAGGCCAACACGGGCUGGGGGGACCGGCGGGGCCGGAAGGGGCCCUGGCCUGCCCUGAAGUCCCGCCAGUCUGUUGUUGCCCUCCACAGCGCUGCCCUGGUGGCCAGCAGGACCCAGGCCUUCCAAGGGCAGGAGCUGGGGGAGGCUGGCUGUCCCUCCACCCCUAGGAUCCGGAAGGUGGUGAGGCAGGCCAGUGUGGAUGACAGUGGAGAGGAGGAGGAGGCCUGACCCCCCCACAUGCCCAUGCCCCCUAGACACUAAACAGACAACUAAGGCACAGCUCCUCAAUGAACAUUCCUCACUCCUGUCAGCCCAUACAUGCUCCUCUUAUUUCCCCCACCAGGGUCCCAAGGCCCAUCACCACAGCCUUCACCUCCUAUAGCCUUAAAUUCCAGAUCCGUGUCCACCUGUACAAGGGCUCAAGACUUUUCCCUACAAUUGGGAUGUGGUAGAGAGCCUGAAGGUGCCUUUGGGGGCAACAGCACCCCUAGUUUCACUCUUAACUCCUGCCCUAAACACUUACUUGCAGCCACAGGAAUUUUAAAGAACCAGAGUUUUCCAGUAUAGGAAGGUUCACGCCUCCCUCCCUGCCCCCGCCUGCCCAUCCCCCACUCCACUUAGUUCCUGGGGACCCCAGAGGCAGAUGGUACCUCAGUCCCCAGCCCAGGGAGGCUCUGAGAAGCCAAGAGCUGGGCCCCUCUCGGGGGAUGGCAGGUUGGCCUCCCUCACACACCUCACAAC
Molecule: messenger RNA, 2688 nt
Organism: Trichechus manatus latirostris (Florida manatee)
Lineage: Eukaryota; Metazoa; Chordata; Mammalia; Sirenia; Trichechidae
Gene: SSH3
Product: slingshot protein phosphatase 3
Exons: 13
Coding region: 73-2175 (700 amino acids)
Biological process (GO): negative regulation of actin filament polymerization; protein dephosphorylation; actin cytoskeleton organization
Cellular component (GO): cytoplasm
Molecular function (GO): protein tyrosine/serine/threonine phosphatase activity; actin binding
Source: RefSeq, a predicted model, not a curated record